This is a messenger RNA of Pochonia chlamydosporia 170, 1788 nucleotides long. RefSeq names its product siderochrome-iron transporter (Sit1). Bases 1 to 1788 code for a protein of 595 amino acids. Gene Ontology annotation, molecular function: siderophore-iron transmembrane transporter activity. Gene Ontology annotation, cellular component: endosome; vacuolar membrane. The record is from RefSeq and is a predicted model, not a curated record. Gene Ontology annotation, biological process: intracellular iron ion homeostasis; transmembrane transport. Lineage: Eukaryota; Fungi; Ascomycota; Sordariomycetes; Hypocreales; Clavicipitaceae. The transcript has a single exon.
AUGGGCGCCGAACCGUCGCCGUCCUCGGAGCUACGCCGGCAAUCGAAAAACCCUGCCGAAGGAGAUGACCAUGAUGAAUCUGUUUCUCUUUUUGGGAGCACCAGUCCAGGUGUUAGGCGCAUGGAGGCUGUCGCACAGCACAUCAACUUGCCCGGCAGAGUUAUCCUUUUUGUUGGCAUUUUUGUUGUUGCAUAUGUCUACUCUCUAGAUAUUUCGCUUCGGUAUGCGUACCAGCCUACGGCUACGGAUAGCUUCAGCACACACAGUCUGCUGGCUACAAUAUCUGUCUUGAGGAGCGUCAUUGCUGCCGCUGCGCAGCCUACAUCGGCCAAGAUUGCCGACGUCUUUGGGCGCAUCGAACUGCUGCUGCUGUCAAUCUUCUUCUACGUUAUUGGCACCAUUGUCGAUGCCACGUCCAACGGCGUGGAGGCAUUCUCAGCCGGGGCGGUGUUGUACCAGACUGGCUUUACCUGCGUAUCCUUCCUUGUCGAGGUCAUCCUGUCCGACGUCACGUCUCUGCGCUCUCGUCUAUUUUUCUCCUAUGUUCCAGUCAGCCCGUUUCUCAUAAAUGCAUGGGUCAGCGGUGAUGUUGCCCAGGCAGCCCUGGCCAGCAUUGGCUGGAGACUCGGUAUUGGCAUGUGGGCAAUCAUUUAUCCUGCGUCCACCAUUCCACUGUUUAUUGCCCUCUGGUGGGCUCACAGGCGGGCAAAGCAAUCAGGCGACUUGGGCAAGUACAAGACACCAUUUCAAAUGCUCGGCGGUUUCAAGCUGGCCAAGGCCCUGUUCUGGCAAUUGGAUGUGGUUGGCAUGAUUCUCAUGAUUGCCGUGCUAUCCCUGAUCUUGGUUCCGCUUACACUCGCGGGAGGUUCAUCCACAAGCUGGCACCAGGGCCACAUCAUUGCACCAUUGGUUAUUGGAAUCUUGUGUAUACCGGCCUUCGUCUUUUGGGAGGCGCGGGCAAAGCAUCCCAUGAUGCCGCUGCACCUGCUGAAGGAUCGAAUGGUCUGGGGAGCACUCGGCAUUAUUGCAGCCAUGAACUGCGCAGCCUCCUGCCAGGGCGACUAUCUAUAUACCGUGUUGGUUGUUUCCUUCAACCAGUCGGUUUUAAGUGCCACGCGCAUCACCAACUUGUAUUCGUUCACAUCCUGUCUGACAGGUCUCUUCUUUGGCCUCGUCGUCUACAAACUCCGUCGACUAAAGUGGAUGAUCGUCUUCGGCACCUGUCUACACCUCGUCGCAUUUGGCCUUUUGAUCCAGUUCCGCGGCGGCGAUGGAGCCAACUACUCUGGCAUGGUGGGCGCACAAGUUCUCCUCGGUGUAUCGUGCGGCAUGUUCACGUACGCUGCCCUGGCGAGCAUCCAGGCCGCUACGCGCCACGAGCAUCUUGCCGUGAUAACGGGAGUGUACUUUGCGUGCUUCAACGUCGGCGGUGCCAUUGGAAAUGCCAUAUCCGGUGCUAUCUGGACGCAAAUUUUACCGGGACAGCUGCAGAAUGACCUGGCGGAAUUUGGAAACUCGACAUUGGCUGAGGUGGUGUACAAUUCGCCGUUUACGGCUAUUGAGGAUUACCCGUGGGGUUCUCCUGAGCGAGACAGGAUAGUGGUGUCGUAUCGAUAUACGCAGAGGAUCUUGUGUAUUACGGGUAUUUGUAUCGCUGCGUUGGUAAUUCUAUUUGCCUUGUCGUUGAGGGACCCGAAACUGGGAGAUGAGCAGUCACUUCCGAAUGCUGAAGUUAAGGAUGUCAAGUAUAAUGAGGUCAAGACUGAUCCUGCUACGGAAAGGGAAUAA